AUGGAGGGCAAUUCCAUCUGCUCAGCCGCUUAUUCAUUUAGUCAAUCUAAGAAUACAAAACAAAAUGGGGACAUCUUUUUUACGCCUAUGCUAAGCAAGGAGAGAAAGGAAAGCCAUUUGAAGGGGACUAGCCAAAACGCUCAGGAGGGUUACAACUACCAUCCCAGAAAGGAAAAAAAUGCCACCAAGAUAAAAAAAAACGUGAACAAAUUAUUUAAGACGUUAUAUCCGAAUGAAGCACAGAUGGAGGGAAGGGAGGGAAAGGAAUAUCAUUACCAAGGGAGGAACAUGGAGUGUGUGCAUGGUAAGCAGGAAACUCAGGUUAAUAGUAGGAGUUACGAUGGGGUGGGAGCUGCCUCCUACAGUGCAGUGCCGAGGGGGAGUCACGAUGAAGGAGUGCGCAACAGCCAACGCAAGGGGGGCUUCCCCAGUGGGAAUGUCCUGAACAGAGAGCUGCCCAGCAGCUACCCGGAUGGACAAAGGGGAGAAACGACUCUCCAAAGUGUUAGCAAUGUUGGCGGUAAUGAUAGCAGCAGCGAUAGCAGCAGCGAUAGCGGGGGGGGAAGAACGGGUGAGCACCACAGUGGCGAAAACAUCGAACGCAGCCAGAAGAGCGCCGCAAACCAGCAGAGUGCACUGCACCUUUUCGGCAAAAGUGAAAAAUUAAAAAGUGAAUCAAAAUUUGCCCUCAUGGAUUAUCUGAAGGACUUCUUCCAGAAAUCCACAUACAUGAAAAAGUUCCAAAACUUUAUCGAAAUUUUUUUUAACAAAUAUGAUCAGCGUGUAUUGGAGUCCACGAUUUUUUUUAAUUUUGACGAAACGUUGUUUUAG
Molecule: messenger RNA, 831 nt
Organism: Plasmodium cynomolgi strain B
Lineage: Eukaryota; Apicomplexa; Aconoidasida; Haemosporida; Plasmodiidae
Exons: 2
Coding region: 1-831 (276 amino acids)
Source: RefSeq, a predicted model, not a curated record